This is a messenger RNA of Gavia stellata (red-throated loon), 4949 nucleotides long. It is a transcript of the gene MCC, whose product is annotated as MCC regulator of WNT signaling pathway. Gene Ontology annotation, molecular function: calcium ion binding. Gene Ontology annotation, biological process: negative regulation of canonical Wnt signaling pathway. NCBI's taxonomy places the organism in Eukaryota, Metazoa, Chordata, Aves, Gaviiformes, Gaviidae. Gene Ontology annotation, cellular component: cytoplasm. The transcript has 19 exons. The record is from RefSeq and is a predicted model, not a curated record. Bases 16 to 3033 code for a protein of 1005 amino acids.
UCCGGAGCUGGGCGCAUGAUGGCGGCAGCCGCCGCAGCGGAGGUGAGCAGCGCCGGGAGUAGCAGCAGCGAUACCUCCAGCACGGGCGAGGAGGAGAGGAUGAGGCGCCUCUUCCAGACCUGCGACGGCGAUGGGGACGGCUUCAUCAGCAGGAAUGACUUGCUGAUGGUGUGCCGCCAGCUGAAUAUGGAGGAGUCUGUCGCGGAGAUCAUGCACCAGCUGGGAGCAGAUGAAAAUGGAAAAAUUUCCUUCCAGGAUUUUAGUCAGUGCCGCAUGGAACUCGUUCGAGAAAUCAGAAAGGAGGAAGUGGAGCUUUCUGUGAAAUCGAAUGACUCUUGUAAAAAGAAAAAGUUAAGGGAUAGGAUAGCUUCCUGGCCAACUAGCAGCAAUAACAGUUUAGGUGCCUUAUCAGGAGCCAGAGAAAGCUGGGAGUAUGAUUCAGGAGCAAGAGACCUUCAGAGUCCAGACCUCCAGAGUAAUUUUGCACUGCAAAAGAUGUUGGGGUAUGGUGGAAGCAAUGUGACUCAACAGGCUGCUCUGCAGAGACUUCUAGUUCAGGCCUCAAAUUUCAGCAACUCUGUUGGAGGAAGCUACUUAGAACUUGCCAACACUCUUCAUUUAGCAGCCCUGGCUUCAUUAAAGGGAGACAUAGUGGAGCUUAAUAAACGUCUACAACAAACAGAAAGGGAGCGUGACCUCUUGGAAAAGAAAUUGGCAAAAGCACAGUGUGAACAAUCCCACCUAAUGAGAGAGCAUGAAGAUGUGCAGGAGCGAACAACACUACGCUACGAGGAACGAAUCACAGAGCUGCACAGUAUCAUUGCUGAGUUAAAUAAGAAAAUUGAUCGACUACAGGGAACAACAAUAAGGGAGGAAGAUGAGUAUUCAGAGCUGCGGUCAGAGCUCAGCCAAAGCCAGCAUGAGGUUAAUGAAGACUCACGCAGCAUGGACCAGAAUUCUGUUUCGGUGCCAGAGAAUCAGUCCACCAUGGUCACUGCAGACGUAGAUAACUGUAGUGACUUGAAUUCAGAGCUGCAAAGAGUGCUGACAGGUCUGGAAAAUGUUGUCUGCGGGAGGAAGAAAAGCAGCUGCAGUUUGUCAGUAGCAGAAGUGGACAGACAUAUUGAACAACUCACUACUGCCAGUGAACAUUGUGAUUUAGCCAUUAAGACCGUAGAAGAGAUUGAAGGUGUACUGGGACGUGACCUUUAUCCAAAUCUAUCUGAAGAGAGAUCUCGAUGGGAAAAGGAGCUAGCUGGCUUGCGGGAAGAGAAUGAGAGCCUCACGGCCAUGCUGUGUAGCAAAGAGGAGGAGCUGAACAGGACCAAGGCCACCAUGAACGCGAUUCGUGAAGAAAGGGACAGACUGCGUAGAAGGGUCCGGGAACUGCAAACACGUUUGCAAAGUGUGCAGGCAGCAGGCCCAUCCAGCCCAAGUCGUCUCACUUCUGCCAAUCGACCCGUUAACCCCAGCACGGGAGAGCUCAGCACAAGCAGCAGUAGCAAUGACAUUCCCAUAGCCAAGAUUGCUGAAAGAGUGAAGUUAUCAAAGACAAGAUCAGAGUCUUCAUCAUCUGAUAGACCUGUCUUAGGAUCAGAAAUCAGCAGCAUAGGGGUGUCUAGUACUGUGGCUGAACAUUUGGCGCAUUCCCUCCAAGACUGCUCAAACAUCCAGGAAAUCUUCCAGACUCUCUAUUCACAUGGCUCUGCUAUCUCUGAAAGUAAAAUCCGAGAGUUUGAAGUGGAGACAGAGAGAUUAAAUAGCCGUAUCGAGCACUUGAAAUCCCAGAAUGAUUUGUUGACCAUAACACUGGAAGAGUGCAAGAGCAAUGCCGAGAGGAUGAGCAUGCUUGUUGGGAAGUACGAGUCCAAUGCCACAGCCCUCAGGCUUGCAUUGCAGUACAGUGAACAGUGCAUAGAAGCAUAUGAGCUGCUGUUGGCAUUGGCAGAAAGUGAGCAGAGUCUUAUUCUUGGGCAGUUCAGAGCUGCAGGUGUUGGUUCUGUUGGGGACCAGACAGGUGAUGAAAACAUCACCCAGAUGCUUAAGAGAGCUCAUGACUGCAGGAAGACAGCUGAGAACGCAGCAAAAGCCUUGCUGAUGAAACUAGAUGGGAGCUGCGGAGGAGCCUAUGCGAUCACUGGCUGUAGCGUGCAGCCCUGGGAAAGCCUGUCAUCCAACAGCCACACAAGUACUACCAGCUCAACUGCAAGCAGUUGUGAUACGGAAUUUACAAAGGAGGAUGAGCAGCGGCUGAAGGAUUACAUCCAGCAGUUGAAAAAUGACAGGGCAGCAGUGAAGCUGACAAUGCUGGAGCUGGAAAGCAUCCACAUUGAUCCCCUUAGUUAUGACGUUAAACCUCGUGGAGACAGCCAGAGGCUAGACCUGGAAAAUGCAGUCUUGAUGCAGGAACUUAUGGCAAUGAAGGAGGAGAUGGCAGAGCUCAAGGCACAGCUUUACCUGCUAGAGAAGGAGAAGAAGGCAUUGGAAUUGAAACUGAGCACUCGAGAGGCCCAGGAGCAGGCCUACCUUGUCCAUAUUGAGCACUUGAAGUCUGAAGUGGAAGAGCAAAAAGAGCAGAGAAUGAGGUCUCUCAGCUCAACCAGCAGCGGAAGCAAAGACAAACUGGGCAAGGAGUGCAGUGAUGGCACCACAACACCGUUAACACUAGCUGAGCUGAGACCAUACAACGAGAGUGAACUGACUGCUGAACUGACAAACGCGCUCAGGCGGGAGAAGAAACUGAAAGCUAGAGUGCAAGAGUUAGUGAGUGCUUUGGAGAGACUCACGAAGAGCAGUGAAAUCAGACAUCAGCAGUCUGCGGAAUUUGUUAAUGACCUUAAAAGGGCAAACAGCAAUUUGGUAGCAGCUUAUGAAAAAGCAAAGAAAAAGCAUCAAAACAAGCUGAAGAAACUGGAAUCACAAAUGAUGGCCAUGGUGGAGAGACAUGAAACACAAGUGAGGAUGCUCAAACAAAGAAUAGCUUUACUAGAAGAAGAGAACUCUAGACCACACACCAAUGAAACUUCACUUUAAAUGCAUCUCUUUCAAAGAUGCUUAGUGCCAUUACAAAUUUAUUUCUUUUGGAGGCUGACUUUCAGUUAGCUUCAAACGCUAAAAGCUCUGACUGUCAAUGCUGACACACUUAAGCACCUUCUCUGGGAUCCCAGAGAGGUGUCAUGGGGAUAAUGUAAGUGUUAACCUUAAGGACUGUUUCAUAAUGUAAAAUGGCAGUGCCUGAAUUAUCAUGUUAUAAUUAUGUACAUUGUCUGUGUCAUUAUGUCUAUAUUCUUACAGCUUCUCUUCCAUUUUAUGUAUGUCCCAUGGGUGACAGUGUCACACAGCAAAAUAAUUCAUGUUAAGAGGUUUUAAUUUGGGCAGUUUGGAGAUAAUUUGAGAGUUUUCCCAAUCCCUGCGCUCCCUCUGCACACAACUGCGUAUUGUACCCUCAAAACUUGCUGCUGUGCUUAAAUCAACUAAACAGGCAGCUGCAGAGUGGGGAGCUGAUAGGCUGGCUUGCUUUUUUUGCACCGUACUUGUAGUACUGUUGCUCACAGUGCCGAUCAGGUAGGAAAACUCCUGUUGAUUUGGGAAAAAAAAACCAAGAAACCCUAGCUGCAUUUCUGAAAACUAUGAUAAUGGUGUGUUUCAGACAGUUUGUAAGAGGACUAACAGCUUUGAGUUUCACAAUGCCAGAUAGAUAGUCUGUGCCAAGGUUGGGUAAGAAGUUAUAGGAGACCUCCUGGUAUUUAUAUUGCAUGGUGUUUGCAAUUACUUUGUGAAACAGUUGGUUUUUCUUGUUAAUACAUUAUAGCCAAGGUUUUCUGUAAGAAGCUGGGCCAUUUUUUGUCACGUGUAUAGUGCUUAUUACAGCUUUCUGUGAUCAAAAGGUAGAAUGUCGUCUUUUUAUACUUGUUUUGACCAAAAAAGGUACUUACUAGGAAUGUACCUGUUUAAUAUUGAAUUCAUAGGCACAAAACUAAAUGUGUAGGUGUAUGGAUAUACAGCCACAAACAGAAUGUGAAUGGUGAAGUCUUCAUACAGCUUCUUAGGUUAGUUAGUUUUUGUUACUGCUAACAUUCUCUUCUUUUGUUUAAGUCACAUCAUGUUACUGUAUUGUCAAACUGACUGAUUGAAAAUGUUGGCCUAUUAUUGCAAUGAACAUUAAGCAAAGCAUGGUGAUCAGGUUGAUGUCUCCAGGGAGCAAAAUACAGGACUCUGCCAUAGCACCUGUUUCAUUCAGAACUUGCUUCUCUUUUGACUGUGUAAAACAGCUUCCAUGUUUGUUUUAACAUGCCAAACUAGACCCCAUUAACUUCGUUAGCCUGUUACUGUGUUAGACCUCUACUUUGUAUUUUUCAGGCUCUGUUUUCAAGUGAAACAGAUUUCAGGAGUUGUCUAUCCUUUUUAUUUUGUAUGUGGAGUUGCACCUCAAGUUUUAUUAGUGUUUUUAGAAUUAUGAAAACUUCUCUCAUUUAUUCUUCCAACUUCUAGUACUAAGGCAGUAUUUUUAGAGGACUUGAACCAUUUUUGUCUACUCCUGGGUUAGGCCAGGCAGACAAAAAAAUUGUGGGAAUUUGUUUUCAGAAUAUGGCAUUAUUGUUAAGUCUUGGUUACAUCUGAAACUGUAGCAGCUGGUGUUCAUGACAUCUCUUACUAUUGUAGCUGCUGUUUUCUUCUUUUCUUAGGGUAGUGAUUCCUACUUCUCUAGAGUCUGAUACAUCAGCUACAAAGCCAACAUCAUAUGUGAUUGAUUGCAAUAGCAAAUUAAAACAGUGCUGAUUUCAAAAUUAAGUUGUAGAUAGUGAUGCCUUGGAAUUGGUUUUGAUCAGUCCUCUUUCUCAAGAUAAUUGCACUUCAUAAUGCAAAUGGAAGUUUUUGCAAACCAGUCUGCUGAGGGAGCAGGCACAUUGAUUUCUUACUGUCUUUACGGUUUUGCAAAGUAUCUAUCU